CUCUUCCCUACCCAGGUGGUACCUACCUACCUAGGCUUGCUAGGCACAUAGCCUCUGCCUUUGGCGCUCGCGUGAUGACGUUUCUUUCUUCAUGCGAUCGCACCCUCAUCUCCCAGCGCAGUCAAUGAUCGAACUGGGGCCCGUACCAUGAGGCCUGAUAGCUGACCAGCGGGAGAUGAGACGGGCCAACCAGCCUGGGUCGGAUGGGGCCUUCGGCAAGGUCGAAUUGAAACCAUCCAUUUUCGCCCUCGAGCUGUGCCCAAACAACGACCUGUUUCGCCGCAACACGCAACAGCAGGUCGGCCCCAGCUGCCCAGCCACUCGCGGCCACACAGCGGACUGCAUGAACCCGCAUCUGACAAGAUGCUUUUGAGAGAGAGAGAGAGAGAGAUGUCUGAGUGCUUGCAGCAUGUCCCCGUCUGGCCCCGUGGGCCCCAUCGCCGUGCGUCGGGUCAAUCAAAUCAGAGCUGUUACUCGGGAUUAUCAGGAUGCCCACCUCCAUCUCGUCCUCUCCAGUGCUCACUCCCAGGUGGCGCCAAGUCGCACGUCGCCACCUAAUUUAGACUGUGUCAUGCCACGUCAAACGGCCGCGGCCUGAACCUCGCGGCCCGGCGUCAUGCCACACUACCCGACUGCACGCCUGCUUCUCGUUACCCCGGCCUGUCCCGGUUGCUUGGGCAGUCCCCACCCGCCCACCAAUGCACGUCUGUCCCCACGCACGAGCACCCACAGCCGGCUGCCCAGGCACGACCUCGUUGCUCCUGUUGACUCGGUGGGGCCCAUCGCCCUUCGGCUGGGACGGAAGGAGGAAACAAAGGCAUUGGUAUAUGUAGAGGACAAGAAACCAUCGCUCAUUCGAAUGAAUGAUAGGACGGCCUCUCUGAUGUGGUCAUGGAAAAGGUCUCGGUCGCAUGAGCCUCGCCAUAAUCUCCGUGUUUACUUAGGCCGAACACAUAUACCCAUCUUGCCCUCCUUGUUUCCCACCUCUCGUGUCCCACGCGCCGUGUUCUACACGCAUUGAUGCGUCCCUAUCGUCCCUUGUACACUUCUCAAGUGUAAUCAUACCCCAACGAAGCCGCCCAGAUGGAGCCUAUAUCUUGUUUACAUUGUUCCUGUCCCUAGUGGCUUAUCAACUUUUUGUAUACACAAUCAAACACUCAGUCACGCGCACACACUCUCUCCUCUCUCACUUCAACGACCCAAGAAACGCGAUAGGCUACUCUGUACCCUAAAUCAUCUCAGGUGCAGCAGACGAGAAUAGCCGGUGCUGAAUCACGACCUUACACGGUACACACCCUUUGCCAGCAUAUUCCAUAUAGCAUUGACCACGGUUCGCAUUAAUUUCAAGGAUGGCCUGGGACGCGUCCGAUCGAUUCCGGGCGCGAGGUCCACACCUACAGACCCUCGAUUUCUCAAAAUCCGGCCGUGAUGACUCCGUCUUCGUCUCUUCAUCCAGAUCCUCCAGUGGAAACGACGCCAACAUGACCCUCGGGGGCUUGCUGUCGCCAAUCGAGGAGGAAAGCGGUUUUGUUUUUGACAACGCCCCACUCAAGGUCAAGGUCACCGUCAGGUUUCUGGACCCGGCUGCCACCCCGUUGUACUACAAUCGAACCUAUUCCAGUUCAGCAGCCUUUGAGCCCACCGACAGGAUAUGUCGCGGGCUGUUGCAAAGAAUCGAGCACUGCAGCAACGAACUCAUCACACGGAAUGACCCCGAGGCUUUGAACACGAGGCUCCGCCAGGAGGCCCGGUUCGAGAUCAACUACCAACUUCGGCGUGAUGGCUUUCCUGGAGUAUGGGCUGAGAGGACCUUCAAGUCCUACCAGAAACACCCAGUCACCAGCACGUGGGCCAAAAGCAUACUUUGCUCGACGCACAGCAUCAUCUGCCUGUUUCUUCGACACCAUGACCGGCACUUUCGAUGGACGGACGAGCCCGCGCAUGAAGAUUUCCAUGGCAGACCAUCAACCUUCAAGCCUUCCCUGGCUGGUGCUCCAGAUCUUGCUUGUGUGCCUCGCUCUCGUUUGAUAGAGUCAACACAGGCUUGGGAGUUUGUUCCUGGAUUCACUCUCGAACUUGUAUUCAAGAGCCGCAAUCCGUCAAGACGACAAGCACUCAUCACGCGCAAUGUGAAGGUCGACAGCAAACAGGCUGCACCCCUGAACCUCGGCCAGGGCGAAACGCUACUCUGGCAAGCCUACAGGACGCUCGAGGACAUGCUUGACUCCAGGAGGACUGCCUUCGAGAUUGAGCACGCAGACUGUGAUGGGUUCGAGGGCGUUCUGGAUUGCGACUGCCGGCAUUACGACGCAGACGCCCUCAACGUCGACCUCCGCGUCGUGAACAACCUUGGGCCCCGCUACGAGCACCUGCAUCGCAACAUUCAAAGCCGCCUGCAGCUGUUCAGGCAUGUCUGUGGAAACGACUGUGAUGAGUUUGUGCGCAGCGUCCAUGAAAGAUUUGACCAGCUGAGGGACAAGGCGGACGCGAAGCUGGGGGCACUGAACGACUUUGACCUCCGAGUUACAGAACUCAUCGGUCAUGGCUGGCGAAUCAAGAAUCCGGCCCGCUUCAUCCUCGACAGCAAGACACGCCACACUCGCCGGACCAUCGAGGCGCUGCUUGAACGCAUACGGACGGGCGUUGGCGAUGUCCUGCGGGGGCACGAUGUUGCAGUCCGUAUGAUCGCCCACAAACAAGGGCAUCUGGUCCUCGACAAAGCUCUCAUCUCACGCAACCACCAGCCGUCUGCAGGCCCUUUUGCGCCGACAAUCCCGGAGGACGAGCAGGCAUUGUUUGUGGCGCACCUGAAAGCACGCAUCCAGGCUGACAUCGACCUUGUUUGCAAGGACACAUGCAGCCUUGAUAAUGUCGCUGAGGCGCCGUCCUCCCCUGAACUCGUAGCACGACCACGGUAUCCACCGUCUCGCCCUUUCACACCCCGUGCUACAGUCUCCGAUGAGCCGGUCUUGCCAAGAGUUCGCAGUCCCAUGAAAGCCAACCAUACCACGUCCAACACACCUCCAGGGUCACCAGGCCACUUCUCCCGACCGCCUGUGCUCCCCUCUGUUUCACCCAGAAGCACAUCAAUGCGUGUUUUCCCACUCGUCCCUGCCAAGUACAGAGGACGCGAGGGGCUCUUGUCCACGCCGUCAGAGCAAGACUCGGCCAUUGCCGUCGACUCGGCCAGUGACGGAAGUCUGCUUGACGAAGCUACCAGCGUGGCCUCUCUGACCAUGGACAAAGCUCACAGAGUCGUCGACGGUCAGAGCCAGCAUGGGAAUCCCGUCCAUGAGGAGGCAUCGCCUGUUCUGAUCCCUGCAGCUGAAGUCUUUAAGCACGGCGAGGGUGAUUAUGACGAUUCGAGCUCGUCAAGGUCCACCUGUUCCUCCGUGCCAGCGCUCACCGAGAGCGAGACGGCCACCCCUGAGCAGAGCCUACUAAUUACACCUUCCCAAGUCCGACACUCGUCACCAAAGUCACAAGGCCAGUUCUUCAACGACUAUGGGUACGGUGAACCAUCGAGCCCUUUGGUUCUGGCAACUACAGACCUGUCGGAGCCCACGUACCAGCCAGCCAGCCUCUCCGGUACUCAAGUUCUCACGUUGCCAAAGACGCCAAUCACCUCAACCGCACCUGCUUUUGACCCAGGGGAAGACAAUUCACCUACUUCGGGCUCCGACGGGGCCCUGAAGUCCACCGAGACUUCAACCUGCACAGAAGUCGGCUCUGUCGAAGACCAAUCAUGCUCACAGGAAGCUGACAGCGCCUCAGAAAUGCACAGCGUGACGAGUCCAACCAGUCCUGAUGAGAUGAGCUCCGGCCUGGGCACUAUGAAUGGUACAGAUCCAGCAGGCCCCAACUACGACCGAUCAGGAUGCGAGUCCUCAGAGGCUACACGACGCCAUCUCCAAUAUGAAGGAUGGCUACUGCAUUGCGUCGAAAACGAUCACGAGUCAGACAGCUCUGUCCCAGACAACACUGAAUAUCCCAGAAUUGCCGCCACUGUCACUGAAUGCGAAUCGUCUGGCACGCCAAGGACGCCGGCCCAGGUUCUAGGCGAUGUGCUUGUUGGGUCAGGAUGUCCGGCCCCGCAGCCAACCGCUGACCCGGAUUCCAUCGAUGGGAAGCUGCUGCUGCGUCAAGUCUGUCAACCAGCCGUCGCCCCUGUUACUGUGCGCCAAGAGGGAACAGGCCACUCAGAGCCCCCACAGAUCUCUGAAGCAGCCUCGCCGAGUAGCACGGACGCAACAGAGACGAGGGAUCUGAGGGGUGGGGAUGAUCUGUCAAGAUCCAAGAUGGAUUAUUUCGAGGCAGAAGAGGAGGGUACGGACUCGGAGGAACCUCGUAGUCCUCGGGCCCUCGGGGACCUGCGACGCUCCGCACCGAGCCUGCAACUUGGUGAAGUCUGCGAGUCUCAAGACAUGAUGCCGUACUCAGAAACAGGGCGCGGCAUCUCGCAGAGCCCCGAAGGCACUGGAACAUCCGACGGCGAGUGCAAGCACCUCGGGCCUGAAUCAACGUUGCCGGGCCUGUCUUGCUCAGAGAGACAGCAAUCCCGACCAGACGACUCGAAUCCCACGAUGACCUCAGAGCCAUUAGUCAAAGACGGUGUCCGGGUCGGAGUCCUGGACGUCCCGAGUACCGUAGUUUCGGGCUUGCACGGCCCCGUUCAGGCGAUCGAUAUUCUCUCUCCUUCGGAUUACUCUACUGCACCAACGCCGACAACACCGCCACAAGACGUGCUUGCCAGGCCAGCGCUCGCAGAGAGAACGCCGACCCAGAGCGACUUCCGGCCGGAUGGAUUCCGUCAGCCGACAGUCCAAGUAAAGCCCACCACUUGCCCCGAUGACUUGAAGGGCGGCUUUCUUCUCCCGCCCCUGCCGGUCUUCGCCAGCGUUGGCUCCACCGCCAACCAGAGCAGGGCCAGCUUCCAGUCCUCGUCAUCAGAAUGGGAGGACUAUGUCUCCGAAGCCAGGCAGUCGAGCGAUUCCGUAGACACGAUCCAGCAGGCCCCGUCGCUAUCGGACCAUGACCUCGGCACCCCAGAGCGUCCCGGGUCUCCGAAACGGCUGGGCACGCCUACAGCUGGGAUCCUGGGCCUUCACGAGUCCCGGUGGGCAGACUUUGGCAUCCGAGGCGCGCUGACGGGCAGCCACGCUUUCGACAGGCCGUCGACGGCGCCCAUGCUCGGCGCUGAGCGUACCCCCGGCGAGAAGGCCGCACGACCGGGUGACAAAGCAGGCGAGGAUAGCGAGGAGACGCCGCGGCCGCGGCCGGCGACGCCACACCGCAAGUCGCUGCACCUUCUGCACCACAAGAAAAGCAUCAGCUCUAUCAUCUUCCCCGGGGCGCACCACGGGCACCUGCCCCACCAGCAGGGCAAGACGCCAAGGCCCCUGAGCAAGAAGGAGAGCAAGGAACUCAAAGCGCGAGAGAGGUCAAAGGCCAAGCCAAGGGCCAAGGAGAACGGAAGGCAUGGUGGCCUUGACGUUCCGAAGGAGCAGAACGUUGGGGACGCGGGGCGGUUCCCCAGGGCGAUGAUGCUGAUCACAGGCUUGGCGAUCGCGUCGUCGGUGGUGAAUAGGAGCUCUGCUUAAAGCAGGCAAGUGUAUGAGUUCGGUAUCUGCUCCGGGGGAAAGUUCAAACGGGAGACGAUCUGGUCUCGACAUGGUCAUCAACACGCACACAAUCUCCUGCAUGUAUAGGCACAGUUUUGGCGUUGGGAAAUUCAUUCCCACAGUAUGGACAAAUUAGCAUGGCGUUGCUGUCGGGUCGGGCGAGAAGACACCAAUCCCGCGUGUGUUUUGUGUUCACAGCUCUGAGGCGGAACAGGGGGAAGAACUCACUCUCAUUCUGUGACAGACUUUUCUUUGGGUCGGCUAUCCUAGACUUGGGGGCGUUCACUCGCAGCUAGCCAUGACGAUAAUGAUGAUGACUUCAAACAA
Diaporthe batatas is the source of this 5948-nucleotide messenger RNA. RefSeq lists its product as uncharacterized. Bases 1350 to 5600 code for a protein of 1416 amino acids. The record is from RefSeq and is a predicted model, not a curated record. The transcript has a single exon. NCBI's taxonomy places the organism in Eukaryota, Fungi, Ascomycota, Sordariomycetes, Diaporthales, Diaporthaceae.